Cyphomyrmex costatus is the source of this 991-nucleotide messenger RNA. RefSeq names its product mitochondrial ribosomal protein L2 (gene mRpL2). The transcript has 2 exons. The record is from RefSeq and is a predicted model, not a curated record. The coding region runs from base 1 to 921 and encodes 306 amino acids. Gene Ontology annotation, molecular function: structural constituent of ribosome; RNA binding. Gene Ontology annotation, biological process: mitochondrial translation. NCBI's taxonomy places the organism in Eukaryota, Metazoa, Arthropoda, Insecta, Hymenoptera, Formicidae. Gene Ontology annotation, cellular component: mitochondrial large ribosomal subunit; ribosome.
AUGUCUGCUGCGGCAUUGACACGUCGUGUUUUCGGUCAACAAGUAGUCACAAGUAUCAACAAAUUCGCCGGUUUAACAGUUUCGGUGUUGUCUCAGGUACCAAAAAGGUACAAAUGGAAACUCGUGAAACUACCAGAACCGGGCAAAGGCAUUGCUUUCCGAAGAAUCGUCCAUUUCAAAGAUGAAUACACAGUGGAGCCUCUGAGAGUUACAAACCUAGCAGGCAGAGAUCCUGUCACAGGCAGAGUAGUAGCCAAAGGUAUCGGGGGUGGCAUAAAGCACAAGUAUCAUUGGAUCAAGUGGAUCAGGGAUGGACCCGAGGAUCUUGACGAACCGCCAAAGGAAGAGAAAGUCCUACAGGUCUUUAAGGAUGGUUGUAGAACGAGUUUUGUCGCGUUGGUCGGUAGCGAUCGUGAACUGAAAUACAUUUUAGCUACGGAAAACAUGAAACCGGGCGACAUAAUACGUACUCAUCGAGGAAUACCGCGUAAUCCUGUGAGACCUUCGGAGGGAGACGCCUAUCCUCUUGGUGCUUUACCCAUGGGAACUCGCGUUCAUUGUGUAGAAAAGUAUCCGGGACUGGGUGGGUUUCUCAUUCAUGCUGCGGGUACCGUCGGAAUACUGUUAAAGCGAGAGGAAAAUCGUGUGGUAGUACAGAUGCCUAGUAAAAAAUUGUUUAGUUUUUAUGAGACGUGUAUGGCUACGGUUGGUCGAUUAUCGAAUAUCCAACACGAUUCUAUUCCAAUUGGUAGCCCACAGAAAAAUCGAGAAUUGGGAAAUCGCCCGAGGAGCGGUUUAUGGCAUCGCAAAACUGGUAGAUUCGGUCGUAAAAUUAAACCACCACCUCGUGUACAAUCUGUUGGCGAUAAAAAAUCGGUACCGUAUCAUAUGCUUGUUUUGAAUAGUCCUCAUAACGCUUAAACUAUGUCAGAUAAAUUGCAGUUGUAGGUCAAGAUAUAUUAUAUAAUAAACGCUCGUUUCAAACACUCAA